Wyeomyia smithii (pitcher-plant mosquito) is the source of this 1794-nucleotide messenger RNA. RefSeq lists its product as uncharacterized. The coding region runs from base 216 to 1403 and encodes 395 amino acids. The record is from RefSeq and is a predicted model, not a curated record. NCBI's taxonomy places the organism in Eukaryota, Metazoa, Arthropoda, Insecta, Diptera, Culicidae. The transcript is spliced from 2 exons.
AUUAUUGUCGAUCGCGCAUAGAAAGCAUUACCGGUGUGUUUUUUUUUGUGUGUGGAUGCUCUACACGUUGGGUUUUCCGAGCGUGAUUUAUUAUUGCUGUGAGUGCCCAUCGAUCGCGAGUCCUUGAGAACUGGUGCAGUUUGCGGUUUAGCUGCUUAUUGUGGAUAAUUGCGGUGAAUGUUCGAAAAGUGGAUGCUGCUGCUGAUCGAUAUUGGAUGAAUUUCAAAAUGCUGUGCAUAAAGGUAGCAGCUGUCGUACUAUUAUCGGCAUCUGUUCUGGCCGCCAAGGAUUCUCAAACGAAACCAGCAACAACCUCAAAAUCAUCCUCGCAAAAAGCGUCAUCUAAAGGUCCGCACGGGAAACGAGAAGCACCCACGCGCUAUGGAUCACCAAUGGAAUUCGUUGCUCCAACAAUUUCCGGUUUCACAUACGGCGCCCCGCAGCCUCUGUUUAACGUACCGCACUACUCGAGCUACAAAUAUUACUCAACACCGUACAAGUUCGCGCAGCCAGCCCUUUUCGCACCAGCAAACCCCCAUGGAUUCAAUUCUUACGCAGAUACUCCAGUAAAGUAUAGCAUUAGUUCGAAGGAACUGUCCGAACUGCUCAAUGCUUUACAUUCACCGAACCCCGCUCUAACUAUCAAAGCAGUUCCUACAGCUGCCAGUUGGGACCACCCGUAUAGUUACGAUUCAUCGCCUCAUUUCAAUCCAUCAUACACGGUGUCAUUUCCACCGACAUCCCCGCUGAACACAUAUUUACCACCCAGUUAUGGUCCAGCUCCAAGCGUUUAUCAAGAAUCAGCUUUAGCCCCACCAAACAAAGGAACGCGACCCUACGGAUCGACAGGACACUCCCACAUACCGGAUAUCUACUCCGGCAAUAAAUAUAUUUCAGCUAUCAAACCUCUAGCCAUACAAACUCCCGUCCAGGCAGUAUCCCAAUUGCAUACCUCCGUUUUCAACACAAAACCAUUCAAACCCUCUACCUAUCUUGGCUCGAGUAACGAAGUAUCCGACUACGCACACAGCCAACCAGCCACUUCAUCCUCCUACCACAAUACGUUCCUCGCUCCAGCGCUUCAAUAUCUACCACCCCAAAAAGUUCAUAACAAGGUAACCUUCGAGAAACCAUCGAACCCCUAUCUACCCCCUGUUGCUCCACCGAAACCAACCGGCGAUUAUCUUCCACCGCUUCCGCCAAAACCUUCGAACACGUACCUUCCGGCCGCCCCGACCAAUCCCAACUACAUCCCAUUAUCAUCGCACGAGAGUGGCAAACAUGGGCCAAAUUUUAACCACCAUAGUCACGAAGAUUCCAGCGACUCCUACGAGUAUAACGGAUCGGCUCCCACUUCCAUCGGUUCAGCGGCGAAGCCGCAUCAUCACCCGUGGCAACCAUAAGCUCGAGAUAGAUACUCUAACGAUAAGAUUGGGGCUUUAUCCGCGAUAAAGUUCCGCUGACAGGAAUCUUGUUUGUUGAAUUUAUUUUGCCACUUUUUCGUAGCAGUGAUGGAAGAUAACCCCAGCGUAUACAGCGUAUACAAUGCUUCCUUAGGCCAUGAAGACAAACUGUGGAAUUAUGCCAUUACCCACUCUCAUUGUAGAUAUGCUUAACUUUAACGAAAUUGAAUGGCGGGAAGUGACGUUAGCAUUAAGAUAGGGAGUGAAUUUUCAUACAGGAUUACCAGUGGGUAAUUCUAGCGACAGGUUUGCUUCCCGAAAGACGGACUGUAAAUUAUAAUAAUCUAUGCGAUAGCGAUUUAAUUAGUUGCUAAGGGAAACGAGAAAUAAA